Messenger RNA from Vicia faba (fava bean), 1008 nucleotides. Lineage: Eukaryota; Viridiplantae; Streptophyta; Magnoliopsida; Fabales; Fabaceae. The record is from the annotation of a GenBank genome assembly.
AUGAUGUAUCUUACUAUUGUUUGUGUCAUGAUCUUGUGGACAUGUCCAUACGCUGCCAUGUCAAAAACAUUGCAUGAAUCAUCUGUUGUUGAAGCACACCAACAAUGGAUGAUUAAAUAUGGACGCAAAUACACAAAUAAUGAUGAGAUGGAAAAACGCUUGCAGAUAUUUAAAGAAAAUUUAGAAUACAUAGAGAAGUUCAAUAACGCGGGUAAUAAGAGUUACACGCUUGGCCUCAAUCAAUUUUCUGAUUUAACUUCUGAAGAGUUUACGGCUACAUAUACUAGAAAUAAACUUCCAAGCCAACUUUUUUCCUCCAAAAUGAUAUCAAAUACAAAAUUAUUCAAUGUGAGUGAUGAAGUUCCAACAAACUUUGAUUGGAGGCAACAAGGAGCGGUCACCGAUGUUAAGAGACAAGGCACUUGUGGAUGUUGUUGGGCUUUUGCAGCGGUGGCAGCUGUAGAAGGUAUUGUCAAAAUCAAAACUGGCAAUUUAAUUUCAUUAUCAGAGCAACAAUUGGUUGAUUGUGAUUACAAGAGUAGAGGUUGCAUCGAUGGACACAUGGAAUACGGCUUCGAAUAUAUAAUACAAAACCAUGGUAUUGUUAAAGAAAGUGAUUAUCCAUUCCAGGAAAAAAAACAAACCUGCCAAAUAAAUGGUAAUAUACAACCAGCAGCUCAGAUAAGUAAAUGGCAAUCUGUAACUUCCAAUGAUGAAGAACAAUUACUGCAGGCUGUGGUACAACAACCGAUAGGAGCUCUUAUCGCAGUCGGUGGGGAAUUUUAUGCAUACAAAGAAGGAAUAUAUUCAGGAUCAUGUGGAAAAUUUAUUAACCAUGCGGUAACGAUAAUUGGUUACGGUGAAAGUGAAGGGAAGAAAUAUUGGUUGAUUAAGAAUUCAUGGGAUAAAGGAUGGGGUGAGAAUGGAUACAUGAGGUUGCUAAGAGAAGGUGAUGGAACUUCAGGUCAUUGUGACAUGGCUACAUAUGUUGCUUACCCUGUUGUUUAG